Molecule: messenger RNA, 1329 nt
Organism: Kickxella alabastrina
Lineage: Eukaryota; Fungi; Kickxellomycota; Kickxellomycetes; Kickxellales; Kickxellaceae
Product: COP9 signalosome complex subunit 2-like protein
Exons: 1
Coding region: 1-1329 (442 amino acids)
Biological process (GO): protein deneddylation
Cellular component (GO): COP9 signalosome
Source: RefSeq, a predicted model, not a curated record
AUGUCCGACGAUUUCAUGUACGAGGAGGACGACGAGUUCGACUUUGAGUACGAGGAGGAUGACGGCAAUGACGAGGACCUCGGCCUAGAGAGUAAGUACUACAACGCCAAGGCGCAGCGCGACGACCCGGGGGCAGCGCUCAGCGAGUUCCAAGCUGUCGUGAGUGAGGACCAGGCGGCGGGCACCAGCGAGUGGGGGUUCAAGGCGACCAAGCAAAUAAUUAAGCUGCAUUUGCAACGACCAGGCAACGACCAGCAGGUACUGUCGAGCUACGAGAAAAUGCUCGACUUUGUACGCAACUCGACGGUGACCAGCAACUACGCCGAGAAGAGUAUCAACAAUAUGCUGGAGCGUGUGGGAGGCAGAGAGGCUGAGUUUACGCGCAAGUUCUACCAGUUGACGCUGGCCGCGCUGAAGCAGGCACGUAACGACCGCCUGUGGCUGCGCACCAGCUUGCGGCUGGCCAAGCUGCUUCUGGACCAGGGCAAGUUUGCCGAGCUAGAAGCACUGUUGGCAGAUCUGCGAGCUGAGUGCCGUGACGCGCAGGGUCAGAUCAUCCUCGAGCGCGGCACGCAGCUGCUCGAGAUCAACGCCAUGUACCUGGGCAUGUACUCUGCGCGUAACGAGCCCAAGAAACUCAAGGACACGUACCUGCAGUGCGUCUCUGUCAAGUCAGCGUUGCCGCAUCCGCGCACAAUGGGAUUCAUCCGUGAGUGCGGUGGCAAAAUGUACAUGGCCGAGCGCAAUUGGACCGAGGCACAGUCCAAUUUUUUUGACGCCUUCAAGAACUACGACGAGGCCGGCAGUCCGCAGCGCGUUCAGGUGCUCAAGUACCUUGUGCUGGCAUCGAUGCUCUCUGAGACUGAGGUCAACCCGCUAUCGUCGCCUGAGGCCCGGUCAUACGAGAGCGACCCGGCUAUUGUCGCCAUGACCAGUUUGGUGCGCGCGUACGAGAGCCAGCAGGUCCAUGAGUUUGAGCGGAUCUUGGUCGACCAUCGCGAGACUAUCCUGGGCGACCCGUUCAUCGCCCGGUAUAUUGACGACCUGCGCCGCACCUUCCGCAUGCAGGCGCUGCAGGGCGCCGUGGCGCCAUACACGCGCGUUAGGAUUGACGUCCUCGGCAGGCGCCUCAAGGUCGAGGCCACGGAGGUCGAGGACCUGCUGGUUGCGCUGAUCCUCGACAAGCGGCUCGACGCAAGCAUCGACCAGGAGAACGGCAUUCUGAUUUUGCGGCAGGAGACGUCCGACGAGUCGCAAUAUGAUGCUGUCAGCAAGUGGGCCACCAGCCUGGAGACUCUGAUGCAGCAGUCGCUGUCGAUUCUGUCGUAG